Molecule: messenger RNA, 1981 nt
Organism: Drosophila subpulchrella
Lineage: Eukaryota; Metazoa; Arthropoda; Insecta; Diptera; Drosophilidae
Product: WD repeat-containing protein 43
Exons: 7
Coding region: 19-1890 (623 amino acids)
Biological process (GO): maturation of SSU-rRNA from tricistronic rRNA transcript (SSU-rRNA, 5.8S rRNA, LSU-rRNA)
Cellular component (GO): nucleolus
Molecular function (GO): protein binding
Source: RefSeq, a predicted model, not a curated record
AAUUCAAAACAAAAAACCAUGUCGUUGGGCAAGAAGCACGUGUUGGGGUUUUCGCCCAAUGGUGGCCAACUAUUUGCCUCGGUGGACGAGCAGGGCGUCCUGCGGAUAUGGGACACGGAGACGAACACGCUGAGGCAGGAGUUUACGCCCAAUCUGCAGGUGUCCGGGCCAUGCACAGCGCUCACGUGGGUUUCGGUGUCUAGUUCCCGGCCCAAGAAGUCGCGGAAGAGCCUUCAGGGAUACGAUGAAGCCGGUGGACGGCUUCACAUUGCUCUGGGAACGCUGAAGGGAGCAGUGGUCAUGUACUCUAUGGCCGAGGGAAGUAUUGCUCGCACGCUUAGUGGCGACGGCCAUGAUGGACCAGUCACCUCGAUCGUCUACGAUAACGCUGGCCAGCUUUAUACAGUGGGCGCGGAUUGCAGGGUGCUCGUUUGGUCCUUGUCGGAGCAGAAAUCCGUCGCCGAAUGGCAGGUGGGACCGGAAAAGCCGCAGAACAUAGCUUAUCUGCAGAAAAGUCGCGCCCUGGCCGUCGGCUCACGCCAGCUGAAGGUGUACGAUAUAGAGACGAAAGAGCUGGUCGAGACCUUCACCGGCCACUCGGGCGAGAUAAACGCCAUCAGCAGCGUUGCCUGUAAGGAUGGCACUGAAUUCGUUCUGACCACCGCCAGGAUGGAGCGCGUUAUCUGCUUCUGGAAGAUCGACAAGAAGGGCAAGAACAAGGCUUCUGCGUGCACGCUACUUAUGGAAGACUUGGCCUACUGUCUGACCAGCGAAGUGCGCAACGACGGCCAGCUGCGAGUGGCCAGUGUUACCCGCAAUGGCAAUAUACACAUUUAUCUGCUGAACGCUGACAGUCUGUCGGCCGAGAAGUUUGUAAAGCCAAAGGUGUCCCUGCAAGUUGUGUCCGAUGGAGCCGAUACGGUGGAACCCAUUGUUGCAAUAGCGGCUCAUUUUGUGACCGAUUCAAAUCGCUCACACGAAAUCCUCUUUGGCUACGGCAGCCUCCAGCAGCUGCAGUUCGAACGCUUUACACCCAACUAUGGCGAGAAACUGAACGUUAUUGUACGCGCCGAUCCAAAAAAGCUCUAUGCGAGUAAGAAGGGAAAAGAGCAGCUCGGUUACCAGGCUGCCACCAAGGUCCAGAAGCCCAUAGUUAGCCAAAAAACAGUGGAGUACAACAGCGCACUACCCAUCUCCCAAAAGAAGGUUCAGAACGAAGUGCCCAUGGAGGCUCGCCUGCAACACCUGAAGAUCCAUGGAACCAAACUGAGCGACGGAAAGUUGCUGACACAGAGCAAGACGCAGCUGCUAAUGCAGGCGUUACACAGCAAGGACCAGGCGAUGAUACAAGCCGUUCUGAACACGCAGGAUACAGAGACGAUACAGCUGACGCUAGACCGGCUGCCACUCGAAUACGUGAGUCCCCUGGUGAACGAACUAUCCAACCUGCUGCAAGGCAAGCACUCCAAAGUCAGAUCCGCUCUGCGCUGGCUGCACGUUUUGGCUUCCACCCACACGAGUGUCCUGAUGUCCGAGGACAAGGAGGCGCUGCGCGAGAAACUGAGCAUUUGUCUCGGCGUGGCGGAGCAGCGAAUGAAUUGCCUGUCGGAAGCUUUACAAAUAACGGGGCGAGUAAAUCUGAUAAUCAGCCAGAUGAAGCGCAAUGCGGACAACCAUUUAAACGAUAGAAACGCCUUAAUAGUGAACGAUUACCCAGACGAGCCAAUUGAUGCUCCCGAAGAUACGCCGCUAGCUGAAAACAACUGGAGCGACCUGGAGGACCAGCAAGGCAGCUCGAAGAGUAUUUCGGACGAUGAGCUGGUGGCAGACGACGAUCUGGCGACCGACGAUCUUAACGCAGACACAGACUCCGAUGAACCAAUGGAUUAGUCAGCCUCCCCCUAGAUUAAGUUUAAAUGCAAUUCCUUGGUCGUCGUCAGUUAAACAUUAAACAAUUGUUUUCCCAACACAGUUUUCUACA